Molecule: messenger RNA, 2283 nt
Organism: Rhineura floridana
Lineage: Eukaryota; Metazoa; Chordata; Lepidosauria; Squamata; Rhineuridae
Gene: JPH3
Product: junctophilin 3
Exons: 5
Coding region: 10-2283 (757 amino acids)
Biological process (GO): regulation of synaptic plasticity
Cellular component (GO): endoplasmic reticulum membrane; junctional membrane complex; plasma membrane
Source: RefSeq, a predicted model, not a curated record
GUUUCAUGCAUGUCCAGUGGGGGAAGGUUUAAUUUUGACGAUGGCGGGUCCUACUGCGGCGGCUGGGAGGACGGCAAGGCGCACGGCCACGGCAUCUGCACCGGCCCCAAAGGCCAGGGCGAGUACGCGGGCGCCUGGAGCCACGGCUUCGAAGUGCUGGGCGUCUACACCUGGCCGAGCGGCAACACCUACCAGGGCACCUGGGCCCAGGGGAAGCGCCACGGCAUCGGCCUGGAGAGCAAAGGCAAGUGGGUGUACAAGGGCGAGUGGACGCACGGCUUCAAGGGGCGCUACGGCGUGCGCGAGUGCGCGGGCAACGGCGCCCGUUACGGCGGCACCUGGAGCAACGGCCUGCAGGAUGGCUACGGGACGGAGACCUACUCGGAUGGAGGGACAUACCAGGGCCAGUGGGUUGGAGGGAUGCGCCAGGGAUAUGGCGUCCGGCAGAGCGUACCGUACGGCAUGGCUGCAGUUAUCCGAUCGCCACUAAGGACAUCGAUCAACUCUCUGCGCAGCGAGCACACCAAUGGCACGGCAUUGCACCCAGAUUCUUCACCUGCCGUGGCCGGAAGUCCCGCCGUCUCCCGAGGGGGUUUUGUCCUGAUGGCUCACAGUGAUGCAGAGAUCCUCAAGAACAAGAAGAAGGGCAUCUUCCGACGCUCCCUCUUGAGUGGGCUCAAGUUGCGCAAAUCUGAAUCCAAGAGCUCCUUGGCCAGCCAACGGAGCAAGCAGAGCUCUUUCCGCAGCGAAGCUGGCAUGAGCACCGUCAGCUCCACGGCCAGCGACAUCAACUCCACCAUCAGCCUUGGCGAAGGGGAGGCAGAGCUCUCCAUCAUCGAAGACGACAUUGAUGCCACCACCACCGAGAUCUACGUGGGCGAGUGGAAGAACGACAAGCGGGCCGGCUUUGGAGUCAGCCAGCGCUCCGACGGGCUGAAGUACGAGGGCGAGUGGGCCAACAACAAGCGCCACGGCUAUGGCUGCAUGACCUUCCCAGAUGGGACGAAGGAAGAGGGGAAGUACAAGCAGAACAUUCUUGUGAGUGGGAAGCGGAAGAACCUCAUCCCGCUGAGGGCCAGCAAGAUCCGUGAGAAGGUGGAUCGUGCCGUCGAGGCGGCUGAGCGGGCAGCCACCAUCGCCAAACAAAAAGCGGAGAUUGCGGCUUCUAGGACGUCUCACUCCAGGGCAAAGGCAGACGCAGCGGUGACAGCAGCGCAGAAAGCGCAGGAGGAAGCCCGGAUUGCCAGGAUCACUGCCAAAGAGUUUUCACCCUCCUUCCAGCACAGGGAAAACGGGCUUGAGUGUCAGAGGCCAAAACGUCAGAAUUCAAGCGACGACAUUGAGGUCCUUUCGACGGGGACUCCCCUCCAGCAAGAAAGCCCAGAGCUCUACAGGAAAGGAACAACCCCUUCGGACCUCACCCCCAACGACAGCCCUCUGCAAAGCUUUCCCGCCAGCCCCUCCUCCACCCCACCUUCGGGUCCCUCAUGCAGAAACAAGAGCAGCCACUUCUCCAGGCAGGUCUGCGUGGACGAAGAGAGGGGUGGGGAGAUCCAGAUGCUGCUGGAGGGACGCGGGAGGGACUAUAUGAGACCCAACAGCUGGGGUGAAGACAAGGAGGGCGGGGCACAUGGCGUGAGAGCCGGGGCUUUGCGCAGCGGCCAAUCGGGCUCCUCCGAAGACUACCGGGGUCGAAGCAGCGGGCACAAGCACGUGGCUUCCAACCACAAACAGCGGGAGAGGUGGACAGACCCCCCAGCCACGGUUUCGUGGACUCACCACCGUCCCCACCACCACGGCUCGGGGAGCAACAAGCUCCUUGAGCUAGACGAGGAGAAGCUGAGCAACUACGAAAUGGAGAUGAAGCCUCUCAUGAGGAUGGAUUCUUAUAUGCAAGAAAUGCACUCCCAAAAAAGACAUUAUAGCAAAACGGGGCCCAGCCGGAGCCUAGCUGAGGACCACCAUGGGGAAGGCCGUAGCUUUGGGGUUCAAAGACUGAGGUCUAAGUCCCAGAACAAGGAGAACCUCAGGCCAGUGUCUUCUGCUGAGCCAACAGUGCAGAAACUGGACAGUCUGAGGUUUGGGGACAAAGGGGAGACUCGGCUAUUGAGGUGGGACUUAACCUGCUCCCCACCACAGAAAUCCUUACCUGUUGCACUAGAAUCAGAGGAGGAAAAUGGGGACGAGCUCAAAUCCAGUGCGGGCUCAGCUCCGAUCCUGGUCGUCAUGGUGAUCUUGUUAAACAUUGGAGUUGCCAUUUUGUUUAUUAACUUUUUCAUCUAA